Messenger RNA from Geodia barretti, 1161 nucleotides. The record is from the annotation of a GenBank genome assembly. NCBI's taxonomy places the organism in Eukaryota, Metazoa, Porifera, Demospongiae, Tetractinellida, Geodiidae.
AUGAGCUCCAAGCACCCAGUGACGGCCGCCACCACGGAUACCGUCACCAUCGUCUCGGGGAGAACUACUCCCGAGCAGACAAGCGACUACUCGGGUUCCGGCGAUCCGACUCUGGUCCAGUGGCGACGCAGACCCGAGCAGACCAGCGACUACUCGGGAUCCGGCGAUCCGACCCAGUGGCGACGCAGACCGUACGAAUCGCACGCUUAUCCGCACUGCAGCAGUGAUAGCGGGAGCGGGAUAGUCGGCGGGGUUACCAACCCGCGCUCCUUCGCCGCCAUAGAUCUCCCGCCGUCCAGCCCGACAAAGCCGAUCGGGGACCUUGACUUCGAUACAAAGCCGUCGUCUACCUACCAGAGUCUAACCAAUCUACCGCGCAGCGUCGUCCCGCACGUCGAGUACACUUCAAUGGGGACGUCGUACAAGGUGAACGAAGAGCGGCAGCAAGCGUCCUCGUGCACGAAGUGCUCCGUCUGUCUCUGGUUCUUUACGAUACUGGCUCUAUUGGUGGGGUGCGGUGGCGUGGCGCUGGGCAUCCUUGAUUUGCUGGAGGACGGCAGCAGCGGCGGGAGCGGCUCUACCAUCUCCAGACUGGAGUCCCAACUGACGGACUCAAACGCGAAGAUCGACAUUCUCCAGUCAAUGAUAACUGAACUCCAGCAGAACUUUACUCAGACAAUCGAGAUGAAAAGCGUGGAGAUUCAAGAGCUUUCAGUCCAGUUGAAUCGUGUCAAUGAGUCGGUUGAAGGGCUAAUCGCAGCUCCAACCCAGGAAACCCCGUCCACAGCUGAGCCAGUGGCAAUCUCCACGGUCAACCUCACAACACACUGUGAGUAUGACGAGAUCCAAAAGUGUCGGAUAUCGGACACUGGUCUCACUCCAGUGGACGGCGCUGACCCAGACUCAUACCCCAACUACAGCAGUUGUUUUACGGCGAGCGUCUUCAUUGACAUGUCAGACACCUUCAUCCAGGACGUGUACUGUGCAGUGACAGACCUUCGUAGUGAGCGAAACCCAGUCGUGGCCACUCUAAGACGUGACGCAGACAGCGGGACUUUCUCAUGCUACUGUUUCGUGACGGCCAUAGAGACACGGCUGAGUGUGGUAGACUGCUCCAUGUUUCUCAAAAGAUGUCCCUCGGUUGUCACAGUCAACAACUGA